Purpureocillium lilacinum is the source of this 1278-nucleotide messenger RNA. RefSeq lists its product as uncharacterized. NCBI's taxonomy places the organism in Eukaryota, Fungi, Ascomycota, Sordariomycetes, Hypocreales, Ophiocordycipitaceae. The record is from RefSeq and is a predicted model, not a curated record.
AUGCUCGAGUACUUUACGUACAAAAAGGUCAAGAAGCACCGGGCGCAGAAGGAGGCUGAGAGAGAAGCGAAAGACGAGGCCCAGCGCCACGCCAACGAGGUCAAGGACUCGGACGACAUCCUCGACGAGCGCGCCAGCAGGCAGGACCACGACAAGAACGCGCACCGUCACAAGGACAAGCACCACCGCCACCAUGGCGAGCACCAGCAGUCAUCAGCGUCGCCCGUGCUGGACCCUGACGACGAGUCCUUCCUCGAGGAGCUGUUAGCCGGCGCCGACGGGCCCGCGCCGCCGCUGCCCCCGCGAACCUACCUUGCCGAGUUCGACUGGCCGUCCGACAACGAAGCUGCCGCAUCAUCCUCCGAGGGGCGCGAAGAGGUCGGCGAGGCGUCACAACCGCACAAGAAGGGCGGCGCGGACAAGACCGCCGCGGCUGAAAAGAAGCCGAACCGGUUGUCCCUGCUCUUCACGCGACACAAGAAGACGGAGCAAGGCCUCGAACCCGAGAAAGACGUGUCUCCCGCCGAGGGCGAGCGUGAGACAAAGGACCUCAGCCGCGUGCUCGACCGCCUCAACCUGUCGGCCAAGAACAACAAGGUCAUCUCGUCGACCGACUCGUCCGAGGUGCUACAAAAGUUCACGCAGGUCUUCAAGGACCUGGUCAACGGCGUGCCCACCGCGUACGACGACCUGGCCAAGCUCGUCGAGGAUCGCGACGGCACCCUCUCCAAGGGUUUCGACAAGCUGCCCUCGUCGCUCAAGAAGCUCGUCACCCAGCUCCCCGAAAAGAUCACCCAAAGCCUCGGCCCCGAGAUCCUUGCUGCCGCCGCCGGCUCCCAGGGCAUCAAGGCCGAGGCCGAAGGCGGCAUCAAGGGCACCGCCAAGAAGAUCUUGCUGCCGCAUAAUAUAACCGAGCUGGUGACCAAGCCCGGUGCCAUUGUCGGCAUGCUGCGCGCCAUUGUCGAGGUCCUCAAGACGCGCUGGCCUGCUUUUAUUGGCAUGAAUGUCAUAUGGAGCGUCGCACUUUCGUUGCUGCUCUUCGUCCUGUGGUACUGCCACAAGCGUGGCCGCGAGGUCCGCCUCGAGCGCGAAAAGUCGGAGUCGGCCAUUGACGGCAGCGAUCGCAUCGAGGAGCUACCCGAUGACCCGGCCCUGCCGGCGCCCGAGACGCGUGUCGCCGACGCCGACGCCGAGGUGGCUGCACUGGCGUCCGCUCCCAGACCGACUAGAUCGCCAGCCGCGGACCGGCGCGAGGCGUCGCCGUCGCGGCGAUCUUGA